AUGAGUGCCGAUCUGUUUGCCGAGUUUAAUACCUUCUCUUCGAAGCCUCAAAGCCAACAAUCUCAGCAGACAGGUCAACCGCAUCCUGUUACCCAGCAACAACAAAAGGCGGAUCCGUUCGACUUCUUCACGUCAAGCAAUGCGUCUGCUCAAGUGAACCAGCCUGUCCAGGCAUGGCCUCAGAGCCAGAACCAGAGCCAGCGCCAGAGCCAAACUGACAGCUUUGGUGGUUGGGGUGACUUCUCUUCGCUCUCAGCUUCACAAGUCAGUCAGCAGCAACCGCGACCGCCAGUUCCAGCGACCGCAGCAGAAGGCGACGAUGACGAUGGAUGGGGAGAUUUCGAGGUCGCUGAAGCGCCUCCAGAGCCUUCAAGAACCCUGGCUCUUGAGCCACCCAUCGCCGCACCAUUGCCUCCAGCCAACAUCUCAGCACCGCCAACACGAACACGGGUCCACCGCGCUUCAACCUUGGAUCUCAUGACCAACAGUUUGGUACCUGUGGAAGGGCAGAGUGACCCACGCCAGCCUUCUCCCUCUCUUCUCAAAAGUGCCGUUGUUCAGGCUUCCAAACCCAAGCAGCCGAAGCCCAAGGACCCAAACGUUUUAUUCGAUGCGGAAGACUCCGAUGUGGAAGUGGAUGACGAUGAUGACUUUGGAGAGUUUGAAGUGGGCGAGACCAUGUUUGCGCAGUCAUCACAACAGCCAAGCAAGCCAUGGCAGCAUCAACCAAAGUCACCGCCAUGGCACAAUCAUCCAAAGUCGCCCCCUUGGCACAAUCAGCCGAAAUCGCCGCCAUGGCACAACGCGCCCCAGCCGCGAGAGCAACAGUCACAGGUCGCGUCAUUAGCAUCACUUGAUCUUUUGUCGCUGGAGGACCCCCCUGCCACUCAACCGAAGAGACAUGUCUCCCACUUGUCGUCACUCAGCGUCGCUUCAUCUACUUCUACUUAUCCACAGGCACCCAAGUCACCUUCUUUCUCCGACCGAAACCCUUUCCCUGGCUUGGCUCUGAAGACUCCCACGUCACCCAACUUUCCGAAGGAGCCAGCCAACAACCCUGAAAGCCCAACUCCUGUGACGGCGUGGCCAGCCCUUCGGCCGAACAUCUCCAAAGAAGGAGAGCCUCCCGAGAGCUGGGAUUGGGAUGCUGUCGAUGGAGUCGAAACGUCGUCUUCUAAGCCCGCUGUCAAGCCUAUGGCCAACACAGCGCGCAAGGUUCAGAACGCAAACACCAGUGGUAGUGAUGCUACUCCUCCCACGAACAUACCACCACCUUCAGUGCUGCUCUCCAUAUUCCCUGAGCUUCUUGCCCUCGCCAACACGAGCCUGUUCAAGCCAGCCGCCUCUCAGCCAACGUCUAUCAAGGACCGCAUCGCCUCCGAUCCAGGCACAAUUGCCUUUCUCCAGGGGUACCUUGCCCUGCCGGGGUCGCUGCACGGAUUAUCGCAGGUCGCAAAUUGCGCUGGCAUCGUGACAAGUUUCUUGCCCAAGGAAUGGCCAUUUUCUAGCGCCGGCGCAAAGGGCAUGAGGCUCGCCGGCGUAGAUCGUGCGCAGACGGCUCGCGAAGACCGCGAGGCCGCUGACGUUGUUGAUGUGUGGAAAGAGCACGUCGGUCGGCUACGGUCUGCAGUUGCGGCAGCCAAGUCAGCACCGGGUGGACAGCAAUUGAGAGUACCAGACUUGGCAGAGAACAUGGCUGUGACCACGGCCAAAGUCGUUCCGACGGCUCCUAAGGCUUGUCUAGUAUGUGGAUUGAAGCGUGACGAGAGGGUGGGCAAGGUAGACUUCGACGUCGAAGAUAGCUUUGGUGAGUGGUGGGUUGACCACUGGGGACACCGGGCAUGCAAGAACUUUUGGACUGAGCAUGAGAAACAACUUCGCCAACGAUGA
Verticillium dahliae VdLs.17 is the source of this 1890-nucleotide messenger RNA. RefSeq lists its product as uncharacterized. The record is from RefSeq and is a predicted model, not a curated record. The transcript has 2 exons. NCBI's taxonomy places the organism in Eukaryota, Fungi, Ascomycota, Sordariomycetes, Glomerellales, Plectosphaerellaceae. Bases 1 to 1890 code for a protein of 629 amino acids.